AUGUCCCACUCCUCCAGCAACUCCCUCCUCCAGCAGGCCCGCCCCACAGACCUCCUCCCCCAGCUCCCAGACCCCGCCGUCGCCGUCUCCCACGCCCAGGCCCACUGGCUCGAGUCGCACGAGCGCACACAACAACAACUCUGCAAAUCCCGCAGCGGCGACUGCCUUGCCCUCGAUGUCACCGUCGACCUCGCACCCGCCUCCUACUCGUCCUCCCCCAUCAGCUCCACCUUCCAGCCCAUUGCCUCCUCCUCCACCGGGCUUCGCUACCUGAAUGUGGAGCCUUUGGCUUGCCCGUCCACCGACCAUGCUACAGCCGAUGCACCGUCCCCCGUCUCGCCCACCGCGGACAACAAGGCAAGCUGCGCCUCCCUCCUGGCCAGUGCGCAGGUCUCUGCCAUUGGCGAGGCUAUGAGCAAAGACAAGUGGCAGCCGGACGCCUCCUCUGCUCUCUGCACCUUCCCCCUGUGCACUGCCAACUUUGCCCAUUCUUCCUACUUUUUCCUGGGCCCCCGCCGCCAUCACUGUCGCAUGUGCGGCCAGCUCUUUUGCGGCAACCACUCUUCCCAGCGAGCGCUCCUCAUCCACACUGCUGGCUCUGCCCGAUCCCUGGCCCAGUCAAGAGUGUGCGACAUGUGCGUGCCAAAACCUGGUCUCGACGCCGACGAGGCCGUCCCAGAGUUGUCGACCAGGAAGAAUAGCGCCACAGACAGCGAACCAUUCUCCGACUACUCUUCCCACUCCAAUUUCCUUCAAACCCCCGAUGACGACGCUAGCAUCUUCAUGCGCUCUGUGCAUUCCCCGGCACUCUCGGUGGAAGUUGAGGAAGAGCUCGCGCCGAUCGCGGAUUGGAUGGACCGCUCCGGCGUCUUGUCCCUUUACCCCCUCGCCGUCAACCCGUCUCACUCCCGAUCUAAACGAUCCUCGUCUCCCGCCCCGUCUGCCCCGCCCCUCUUUGCGCCCUCCCUCAAAUUAAGACGAGCGGCAAAGGAAAAGGAGAUCCAGCGCCAGACUCUGCGCCAGAGACGGUCAGGCAAGGACGACUUUUGGCUGCCCAAAUGGGUCCCGCAGUCGGCCGAGGCGGACGAGGAUGAGGAGGAGGCGACGAUGACUGUCCAGACUGUUGGCGGCGUCGUAGAAGAUGGGCCUUUCCGAUACAGACCCCGCGUUCAGACCCCGCUCUUGACCCCUGUCAGAUCAUAG
Messenger RNA from Cryptococcus wingfieldii CBS 7118, 1203 nucleotides. RefSeq lists its product as hypothetical. The transcript is spliced from 3 exons. Lineage: Eukaryota; Fungi; Basidiomycota; Tremellomycetes; Tremellales; Cryptococcaceae. Bases 1 to 1203 code for a protein of 400 amino acids. The record is from RefSeq and is a predicted model, not a curated record. Gene Ontology annotation, molecular function: metal ion binding.